UCAAACCCUAUUUUUGCUACGUAGCUUAUCCUUGCACCACUCUUCUCUGUUCUUUCUUCCACAAGUUUUAGGUACCGCAAAACCACCGGAAAACAACAACGAUGACGCCGGCUCCUGUCGUCGAGGAAGUCCUCGAGGCUGAGAAGAAGCUGCAGGAUGAUGCGCCACUGGUGGAAGAUGUUAAGGAGGAAGAAGAACACGACGACGAUGACCUCGAUGAUUCCGACGAUGAUGAGGAUGACAAGGAGGAUGGAGCCCAAGCUGGUAAUGAAAGUUCAAAGCAAAGCAGGAGUGAGAAGAAGAGUCGUAAAGCCAUGUUGAAACUUGGCAUGAAGCCUGUUCCAGGUGUCAGCCGAGUUACUAUUAAGAGAACAAAGAAUAUACUAUUCUUCAUCUCAAAGCCUGAUGUCUUCAAGAGCCCAAACUCAGAGACUUAUGUAAUUUUUGGGGAGGCCAAGAUAGAAGAUUUGAGUUCUCAGCUCCAGACACAGGCUGCCCAGCAGUUCAGGAUGCCAGAUGUGGGUUCCGUCAUUCCUAAGCCAGACGCCUCCACCACCACUCCUGCUGUUGUGCAGGCAGACGAGGAAGAAGAGGAGGUUGACGAGACUGGAGUGGAACCUCGCGACAUUGAUUUGGUCAUGACACAAGCAGGUGUUUCCAGGUCCAAGGCUGUUAAGGCUCUCAAGACCAACAAUGGAGACAUUGUCAGUGCCAUUAUGGAGCUCACCACUUAAAAUUUUUUGGGUUACAGUAUCCUCCCCAUUGAAUUUUGUAUUGACAUUAACUUUUCAUUAUAAUUUUCUCAACUGGCUACUUGUGCUUCUUGAACUCAAAUCAUUUUUAUGCAGAAAGCUUGUCUUAUUUUGCUU
Messenger RNA from Ipomoea nil (Japanese morning glory), 869 nucleotides. RefSeq names its product nascent polypeptide-associated complex subunit alpha-like protein 2. Gene Ontology annotation, cellular component: nascent polypeptide-associated complex; cytoplasm. Lineage: Eukaryota; Viridiplantae; Streptophyta; Magnoliopsida; Solanales; Convolvulaceae. The record is from RefSeq and is a predicted model, not a curated record. The coding region runs from base 102 to 734 and encodes 210 amino acids. The transcript is spliced from 4 exons. Gene Ontology annotation, biological process: protein targeting to membrane.